Messenger RNA from Drosophila eugracilis, 1603 nucleotides. It is a transcript of the gene HemK1, whose product is annotated as MTRF1L release factor glutamine methyltransferase. Gene Ontology annotation, molecular function: nucleic acid binding; protein methyltransferase activity. Gene Ontology annotation, biological process: protein methylation. Gene Ontology annotation, cellular component: mitochondrion. The record is from RefSeq and is a predicted model, not a curated record. NCBI's taxonomy places the organism in Eukaryota, Metazoa, Arthropoda, Insecta, Diptera, Drosophilidae.
UCACGCUGGAACGAACUGUGGGACAGUGGGGUCGUCAAAAUUUUGUUGUUAAUCAAUAGCAAUUAGAUAAUAAGUGAAAUAUGCUUAGACAACUGACACGAUCAGUGGGCAUGACCUCGCGGUUAGUCAGGCAGGUCAACUAUGCCACCAGCUCCCCGACUGGGCCGUCCCAAAUUCCCGUAACCACGGCCCUGGAAAACGGGAGGUGGGCAGAAAAGCUCAAGGCCGCCGGCGUUGAGGACACGGAAUUCAACCUAAAGUGCAUUGUGUCUCAUGUCCUGAAGCAAAAAUUCAAUUCGGUGCCGGACUCCUUCGACCAGUUGCAGUUCAAUCCUGGCCAACUGGCGGACUUCGAGCACUUUCUGGAGGCUCGAUGUGCUCGGAUGCCGCUGCAGCACAUCAUCGGCGAAUGGGACUUCAUGGACAUCACCUUGAAGACGUCGCCUUCGGUCUUUAUUCCGCGCCCUGAAACGGAGGAGUUUAUGCGGCUGGUGAUUGAUGACCACAAGGAUACGAAGCACGUUGACCUGCUGGAGGUCGGGUGUGGCUCGGGGGCUAUGUCCUUGUCUAUGUUGCACAGCUUGCCGCAGGUGGAUGCCACCGCGAUCGAGCGAAGCAAGGCUGCCACCGUGCUGGCAGCGGAGAAUGCCAAGAUGCUGGGCUUGUUGAACCGUUUCAGUGUGCAUAACCACACCAUGGAGGAAGACAAGUACUUGCCGGAGGAGCUGAAGGACAAGAAGUAUGACUUGAUCAUCUCCAAUCCGCCUUAUGUCAAGACAGAGGAGUUUCAGUUCCUGCACCCCGAAGUGGUUGUCUAUGAGAACCUGAAUGCUCUGGACGGGGGCUCCGAUGGAUUGAGGGUGGCUCGUUUGGUAUUUGAUCUGGCCUGCCGGCACUUGCGUCCUGGCGGCAAGCUCUGGCUGGAGCUGGGAAAUGACCAUCCACCGAUGGUAAAGACCAUAAUGAAUCUGAAGUACGAGGGUCGGCUCAAGUUCAUUGCCAGCUACAGUGACCAGUAUAAGCGCGAGAGAUUCGUCCAGAUCGAGAAGGUCUAGAAGGCGUUACCUCAUUAACAGGACAGGAUGAUAUGACUUAGACAAUGCAAUUAGCUAUUACGUUGCCCAUGCAUUUAGCUGUGAUUUGAUUUACGACCACAAAACCCCUGCACGCUGCCCAGAGACGCGCACGUAUAUAUAUUGAAUAUAUAGCGCUAUUAUUACUUACGUUUUUAAUUUAAUCUUGUAGUAAAAUCAAGUUCAUUGACAGGCAUAGGCGGGUUUACUUAAUGGAUAUGCCGCGUAGUUUUGUUAUGUGUCGUGAUUUAUGUCUACGUUGGGUUUUGUAUCUAAAAAAUAUAGUUACAGGCAAAAGACUGAGGACCGCCUCAGGAUCAAUACUUACUUACCUAUCUAUCUGGAUCAUACUGAUCAAGAACGUUUAAGACCGACAAUUCAUGAACAUGCUCAAAUGAUUACCAAUUAAAAUUUUAUUUAUAACUAAAGGAUCAUGUAGUGGGCAGUACUGAGUACUGUGAUCAUCUGGAGGAAAAUACCGUACGGUAACCAAUUUAGUGAAUUGUAAAAAUAUAAAAAAUUAAAACUCA